Messenger RNA from Protopolystoma xenopodis, 573 nucleotides. The record is from the annotation of a GenBank genome assembly. Lineage: Eukaryota; Metazoa; Platyhelminthes; Monogenea; Polystomatidea; Polystomatidae.
CUCCUUGGCCAACUUGAAGAGCCCCUCGAAAAGCUGCCCUAUUUGCGAAUGAGAGCCAAUUCAUCGGCCUGCACCAUCCGAGAAAGGGGUCAGCCGAGCCGGAUGAUUGAUGAUUCCUGCCAGUUCCCCGAGGCCACGUCCACUCGACUGCAGAUACUCCUUCUGGACACCGUGCGCCACGAAGGUGCCCGACUGUGGAGCAAAUUGGCUGCAAUGGUACGCCCCUGCGCCUGUGGCGGCGUCCAUCUCUCGGGGGCAACGGGAACAAGUCAUGCGACAAGACUCACAAAACAUUUCGAACAUGACCCGUCCGAGGUCGUCCGUAAGUGCACAAACUGGCUAACAUACGCUGGCAGUCUUGUGAAACGGCUCGAGUCCGACCGAAGCGAUGACAGAGGAGAGGAAAAUGAAGACGAAGCUGAAGACCUUACGACUGGGCAGGAUUUUUCCAUAUCUGCCAGAUUAAUAAGCGAGCCCAGGCGAUUCAUGAAGCUGAUGCGAUGGGCACUUAGCACCAGCAACAAUGAGGCUGAAUGCAUUCUAGCCAAGGUUAGUGUGAAGUGUAGUAUUUAG